Leptosia nina is the source of this 1194-nucleotide messenger RNA. The record is from the annotation of a GenBank genome assembly. Lineage: Eukaryota; Metazoa; Arthropoda; Insecta; Lepidoptera; Pieridae.
AUGGCAUCCAGUCCGAUUCCCGACUUCAACCACCAUACAAGAGGCAUUAUGAAAACAGCGAUUUAUACAGCUCUCUUGCUGGUAGCAUCAGUUGCUGCCAGCGAGAAGUCGACGGAACAGAAGGCUGAGCCUUUGGAGAAGAAAUUGGACAAACGUGGUCUCCUAAACUUAGGAUACGGCUAUGGUAUUAGCGGGCUAGAUGUCGGAUAUAUCGGCAGUGGUCACGGAAUCGGCGGUGCCUACAAUACAAUCGAGCACGGUGGUCUGUCCCAUGGAUACGGCAACUUCGACCUCGGACACCGUACUGACAUCACCAGAACCGUCACCCUCGUCAAGGGAGUUCCCUACGCCGUACCCGUCGACAGACCCGUCCCAUACCCAGUAGAGAAACACGUGCCCUACCCAGUGAAGGUGCCCGUACCCCAGCCCUACGAAGUCGUCAAACACGUCCCAGUUCACGUUAAGGAGUACGUUAAAGUGCCAGUGCACGUGCCCGCUCCUUACCCAGUGGAAAAGAAGGUUCCCUACCCAGUUCAUGUACCAGUCGACAGGCCUUACCCCGUCAAAGUCCUAGUGCCCCAACCUUACCCAGUUGAAAAGCACGUGCCUUACCCUGUCAAGGUCCCCGUGCCCCAACCCUACCCCGUGGAGAAACACGUGCCAUACCCCGUCGAAGUUAAGGUGCCCGUUCCCCAACCCUACCCAGUUAUCAAACACGUCGGAGUACCUGUCAAAGUUCCAGUUGACAGACCCUACCCUGUUCACGUACCUGCCCCAUACCCAGUUGAGAAACCAGUGCCCGUAGCCGUCCCCGUUGAGAAGCCCGUCGCCUACCCCGUACACGUGCCCGUCGAUAGGCCAUACCCCGUUCACGUGGAAAAACCUUACCCAGUUCCAGUAAAGGUCCCCGUUCCAGAGCCCUACCCAGUAUACAAGCACAUCCCAGUUGAGGUCGAGAAGCCCGUCCCUUACCCAGUGAAGGUCCCAGUCGACAGGCCCUACCCCGUCCACGUAGAGAGGCCAGUGCCCGUCGAGGUCGAGAGGCCAGUGCCAGUCCCAGUCAAAGUACCUGUCUUCGUGGGACAUGAAGGCGGACAUGGCAGCAGUUACGGCGGCCACUAUGCUACGGAGGCUACGGAGGCUCAUACUACGAGCACUAGGGUAUUAUUAUUUAGUUAUAAGCAAUUACGCUAA